UGAAACACAAAAAACAUAAAAAUAAGGAAACCAAAGACGUAAAUGUUCAAUUUAACCCAAUUUUGUUCUUAUUCUCUCUCUUGCAAUGACAAAAUGCAGACACUUCAACUGAUCAAAACCUCUUUCCCCUCUCACUAUAUCUAAUCACAUAACGGCCUCUUCAGAAUUUCCAGACUCUUAAGCAACCCCCAAAAGAUGAGUUCCAAAGCACAACCAAGUCGCUGGCAUGUGACAUGUCCAUUUACAAACCCGUGAAGAAGAAUUCAACGCAGGAAUCAGAGAUUCAUGAACCUUUUUGCUCUGUUUCUUGUUCUGGGUUUUGCUUCGAUUUGAAUAAACCAGAGUCGAUGGGUUAGAAGAAUAGAAUCUAUAGAUACCUUAAACGAGUUUUCACUAAGCAACCUUUUUGGGUCGGUGAAUAUGUGUCGUGUUUCUGCGUUUGUCUAUCAAAAGAUGUCUCUUUUUGCUUGCUCCGUCGGGGUCUCUGUCAAUGCUCUGUUGUUCAUUCUGCUCGGUCUCAUCAAAAAAAUCAUGUACAGAUUUCAUGGUGACGACCUUUUGGGGGAGACAAAUUCAAAUUGCUUAGAAAAUGGUUCUGAAGAAACCGGAACAGAGGAAGCAGAACCAGAAGUUCAUAAACUUGAGGAUUCAAAAGAGAGUGAUGAAGUCCAUGUAAACGAGACACCCAAAUUCGUCUUCAAGUUUCUAUUUCCAAAUUAUGAGGAAUUCUGCACAAAAAUCAAUACCGGAAAUGGUGAUUCUGUUGUCUCGGAUUCGGUGUCAGAGAAGCCCAUGGAGGGAGCAAAUGAAGUUGCUACCAGUACUGGGACCAAUGGCUUCUUUUCUGAUAAGAAAUUUGUGCAACAACAAGAAUCAGAAGAAAAAGCCAAUGGUGACGAUAUAAAAGAGAAUUCUGUUAACUGUGAAGAAUCUGUGACAGAGAAGAAGGAGGAGGCUAAAAUAGCACAAAAGGAAUCUCUUUCUCUUUCAGGGGAGGACGAUGCCGCCUAUGAAGAGAAAAACUGUUCUUGUAAUGAUGAUAUCUCGGAAACUAAUCAGUUUCUAUUACAGGAGGAUUUCAUUGCAUCUGAUUUCGACUCGGAUUCGCCAACUUCAAGCCAAUUUAUUGGUUCAAGCAGUGAUGGGUUCCUGUCCGAUACGGAAUUCGAAGAAUCUUCUGAGCUUGAUGAGUUUUGUGGAGUAGAUAGAGAUGUAAUGGAGGAGCUUAAUAAGCUAGAAGAAGAGUCUUGUGUUGAAGAUAAAGGCAAAGGCAGUACCGAGAAUUCGAAGGAGUUAGAGUUUCAGAAAUCAUCGGCUAGUGAUUCUGAGGAUUCUAAUGAUCUUGAAACAUUGUGGGAACACCAAGAUUUGAUAGAAAAGCUUAAAAUGGAGCUUAAAAAGGUUAGAGCUACUGGUCUUCCUACAAUACUUGAAGAAUCUGAGAGUAGUCCAAAGAUAAUGGAAGAUUUGAAGCCGUGGAAGAUCGACGAGAAGAUCAAUCAUGAAGAUACAAUGAGUGAGCUUCACAAAUUCUACAAAAGUUACCGGGAACGUAUGAGGAAGUUCGACAUCUUGAAUUACCAGAAGAUGUAUGCAUUAGGCUUUCUUCAGUCAAAGGAUCCGUUUCAAGCCAUGUCGAGCCAAAAACCGUCAGCUCCUGCAAUGAAAUCGCUUCUGUCACAGAACUUCAAGCUAUGCAAACCAAAAAAGUCUGAUAUUGAUCCAACCAUGGAUUUCAUUAAAGAAUUGCAUGGUGAUUUGGAAGUGGUGUAUGUUGGGCAGUUGUGUCUUUCAUGGGAAAUCCUUCAUUGGCAAUACGAGAAGGCGCUAGAGCUGUGGGAAUCUGAUCGAUAUGGUUUACGCAGAUAUAAUGAGGUUGCAGGUGAAUUUCAACAGUUUCAAGUACUUCUGCAAAGAUUUAUAGAGAAUGAACAUUUUGAAGGGCCAAGGGUACAGAAUUAUGUCAAGAAUCGAUGCGUCUUUCGUAAUCUGCUUCAAGUUCCAGUUAUAAGAGAGGACAUGAAGGAUAAGAAGGGAAGAAGAAAAGGAAGAGAUAGCGACGCCAUUUCAGGUGACAUGCUAGUAGAGAUAAUGGAAGAAACUAUAAGAAUUUUUUGGCGAUUUGUUCGAGCAGAUAAAGAUGCACAUACUGUGAUUCAUAAGCCGCGAAAGGGAAGUAAUCUAGUAGAACCACAAGACCCUGCAGAGUUAGAGCUUCUGUACGACGUCCGACGUAGUCUUCAAAAGAAGGAGAAGAAGCUUAAAGACAUAUUGAGAAGUGGAAACUGCAUACUGAGGAGAUUUCAAAAGCAAGAAGAGGACAGUUCAGAUCAAGUCCUUUACUUCUUCUCACAAGUAGAUAUGAAAUUAGUGUCGAGGGUUUUGAACAUGUCGAAGAUAACACCAGAUCAACUUCUCUGGUGUCGCGGUAAAUUAAGCAAGAUCAGUUUUGUUAGCCGGAAAAUGCAUGUAGAACCAUCAUUCUUGCUAUUCCCAGUUUGAUAAAUAGUGUUCAGCUUCAGUCUUUCUAUAUCGUUUAUAGAGGAAAAUUUUGGAAUGA
Molecule: messenger RNA, 2560 nt
Organism: Tripterygium wilfordii
Lineage: Eukaryota; Viridiplantae; Streptophyta; Magnoliopsida; Celastrales; Celastraceae
Exons: 6
Coding region: 421-2502 (693 amino acids)
Source: RefSeq, a predicted model, not a curated record